This is a messenger RNA of Thamnophis elegans (Western terrestrial garter snake), 9631 nucleotides long. It is a transcript of the gene CREB5, whose product is annotated as cAMP responsive element binding protein 5. The record is from RefSeq and is a predicted model, not a curated record. Gene Ontology annotation, molecular function: cAMP response element binding; DNA-binding transcription factor activity, RNA polymerase II-specific. NCBI's taxonomy places the organism in Eukaryota, Metazoa, Chordata, Lepidosauria, Squamata, Natricidae. Bases 449 to 2026 code for a protein of 525 amino acids. Gene Ontology annotation, biological process: regulation of transcription by RNA polymerase II. The transcript has 15 exons.
AGCGGGGACCGCAAUGAUUUAGAAGUUCAGGAAUCCCACGUGACGUCACGAAGGGUGAUGUAAUGCUUCUCUAAAUAGAACGUAUUGUAACCUUCUCUCAGUCCAACGUGGUUCCUUCACUCAGACUGCUGGUCCCUUUCCUUCUUACACUUGUUGGGUCAAGUUGGCCAUCUCAGCAAGUUUUAUCACCUUUACCAACCAUUCCUUCAUUAUCAAUCACUUGAUCCAAGACGGAAGACUAUCUGAUCCUUUGCUAAGAUUUUAAGAUUAGAAUAACUAACUCAUCUGUACAGUAUUCGUAUUAAAAGUGUUAUUAGAGGAAAAUACUAUUGAAACAGUGACGGACUCUUCCUUGGACAUCCUCUUCUUGAUCUGCAACUGAAGAAUGUAAGCAAGUCAGCUUGGUUCCCUCUCUUGAUAAAUGUAAAAUAUUUAUGAAGAAUCAAAAAUGAAUUUGGAACAAGAGAGACCUUUUGUCUGCAGUGCCCCAGGCUGUUCACAGCGCUUUCCAACAGAGGACCAUCUGAUGAUCCACAGUCACAAGCAUGAAAUGACUUUGAAGUUUCCUUCACUAAAAACAGACAACAUGUUAUCAGACCAAACUCCAACACCAACCCGGUUCUUAAAAAACUGUGAGGAAGUGGGACUCUUCAGUGAGAUAGACUGCAGCAUAGAGCAUGAGUUUAGAAAGGCACAAGAAGAAGACAACAAUAAAACGAGGAGAAGAAAAAAAAUCAUCGAAAUUCUUAAAGAAGGAAUGGAAAGUCCCUGUACUUAUCUUAAUAACAAGAUGGCUCUGAAUAUUCCAAUGCACAACAGUGUGGGAGAUGCUAUGACAGCACCAGGGGUGCACCAGCUCUCUAAUCCUAGGAUGCCAAACCACGACACCAGCAUUGUGAUUCAACAAGCCAUGCCGUCACCGCAAUCAAGUUCAGUCAUAACACAAGCACCUUCAACAAAUCGACAGAUUGGGCCUGUUCCAGGCUCCUUAUCAUCACUGCUACACCUGCACAACCGUCAAAGACAGCCCAUGCCUGCUUCUAUGCCUGGGACCUUACCUAAUCCUACAAUGCCUGGAUCCUCUGCUGUCUUGAUGCCAAUGGAAAGACAGAUGUCUAUGAACUCAAGUAUCAUGGGAAUGCAAAGUCCAAACCUCAGUAAUCCAUGUGCUUCACCUCAAGUUGCUCCAAUGCAUUCAGAAGCUAAAAUGAGGUUGAAAGCAGCUUUGACUCAUAUUCCUGCGGGCAUCUCCAAUGGAAAUAUGAACACCAUGGGUCAUAUGAUGGAAAUGAUGAGCUCUCGACAAGAUCAACCAGCCCACCAUCAUAUGCACUCACAUCCACAUCAACACCAGACCCUUCCACCCCAUCACCCAUAUCCCCAUCAGCAUCAACACCCAGCACACCAUUCUCAUCCUCAUCACCAGCACCAGCACCCACACCAUCAUUCUCAUUCACAUCUUCAGGCCCAUUCAGCACACCAUCAGACUUCGCCACAUCCGCCACUGCAUACAGGCGGGCAAGCACAGGUAUCAACAGCAGCUCAACAAAUGCAAGCCACACAGAGCUUACAACCACCACAGCCCACUGGUGGUCGUCGAAGAAGAGUAGUGGAUGAAGAUCCAGAUGAAAGACGGAGGAAAUUUCUGGAACGAAAUCGAGCAGCUGCCACACGGUGCAGACAGAAGAGGAAAGUUUGGGUGAUGUCUCUAGAAAAGAAAGCAGAAGAACUCACCCAGACAAAUAUGCAACUUCAGAAUGAGGUUUCCAUGUUGAAAAAUGAGGUAGCGCAGCUGAAACAGUUGCUGUUAACCCAUAAAGACUGUCCCAUAACAGCCAUGCAGAAAGAAUCACAAGGAUACCUAAGUCCCGAAAAUAGUCCUCCUUCUAGUCCUGGUCCAACCUGCUCACAGAAACAAGUCAUUCAGCAGAAUACUAUUACUACUUCCUCUGCCGUCGGUGAUGUUGGAGGCUCCACUCUCAGCCAGCUUGCAAGCCAUCAAAAAGACAUGAACCCAGUCCUUUAAAAUUGAGUCAUCAAACAACUGUGAUGAUAAAUAUCAGGUUUUUUUCUUUCUGUUAAAGGCAUUGCAUUCUCAAGAUUAUUUCUGAUUUGAAGGACUCUUCAGCCCCCAAAGACUUGCGAGUUUAAUUUUUUUAGUUAUUAAAACAUUGUUUAUGCUUAGUAAUAAUAAAGGGAUUUAUGCAAUGAUUAUGCUAUCAGCUUGGGAGAUGCUUGGUGCUUUCUCUAAUUUUCUGGUACCGGUUUCUUCUUCAUUUGUUUGUAACCAAACUGUUUCUGUACAUAACCAUUUUCCUUCUUAUCACUGCUGGUUGGCACCACCGAAGCAUCUUAUAACAGUAUCAUUAGCCAAAAAAUUGAAGCUUAAAAAUAUGAAACAGCCAUACACUUGUUGACAGUGCAAUAAGUACAUGGUUUUUCAGCACCAUUAAACUCUCAAUCAUACUUACAGCUUGCAAAUCAUUAUUCUGCUUUGAAAAUGUUUCUAUAGCUGUUGGAGUUACAGCCUUGGGGUUCUGCUCUCGGUUUAAGUUCUUUUUUCUGACCUAUUGGAACUGAUUAUGAAAGAGUUUUAAAGGAUUCCGUAUUUCUGAAAUUUUCUGAAAGGAGGAGAAUAAACCUAAUUUUUCUCAGCCUAGCUGUUUUUAGAAAAGGGUUUGAAUGUGGGCAGAAAGAAUGUGCCUAUCUGGAGAUUAUUUUUUAAUAUCAUAAGCAUUUUGCUUACCAAAUAGUUAUGGUUUUUUGCCUACCACCAGGAUACUCGUGUAAAAGUGGAACAUCCAUGCAGAACAUGAAAUGUUUAAAUUGGGUGAUGGGUUUUGAGCUUCUGUGGAGUUUUCUUUUUCUUCCUUUUUGUGACCUUCCUCUGCACUUUUCUAUUUUGCUUAUAAACCAUAUAACUGUAAGUUUUCUUUUUACAAAAUCUUUAUGGUAUUUCAUACUAAAAUUCUUGCUUUUUUAUGCUUGAAGUUUCUAUGUAACGUUGAAGAUGCAUUGACGUUGAUGAAAAGCUUUGCAGAUUCACCAGCUAUUUUCUCAGAAGUAUUUACUAGUUCACACUUUUCAGCAGCCUCUGCUCCACAGCUGUGCAUGGGGGGAGGGUUAUUUUCUCUGAAACACUUUUUAUUUCAUUAAUAUGGUGUUUUAAUAAACAGUAAAGGUUGAAAUCAGUUUUACCUCAGGUAAAGCUACUAAUGGUAUCACAGUGUUAGUGGAAAGAAGCUCUGUAAAAUUGUUCCUGUAAGAAAUAUCACUCUUUCAGAACUAUGCUUUUUGUUAACAAGAAAAAUGCCCAUCAUUUGUAGAUAUUGUAGCUGCACCAAGUCACUAACUCAGUGACUAAGAUUGUCACCGAAUUGAAUUCCCCCAAUAUAUUAAGUCAUAUGGUUGGUUGAUUUUGGUUUAACAUUAUAUGCAAACCCAGCCAUUAAGUCUUGUAAGGAAUAAUCUAGCACAAAAUAUUUUAUGAACCCAGUUGGUUUUGGUUCAUUGAAUAAACGAUGAUUUUACAAAUAAGUAUUUGAAAGUAACAAAGGAAACCUCAAAUAAAAAUAUGCUUACACUUAAGUAACUUUGGAUAAACAAAUUGUGCAGGUCAGUGACCCAAUGCCAUGUUAUUACAUAACUAAGAGUAGGUAAUAGCAUGGGAGGGCAGAGGAAGGGGAUUCUUAUUCUCAUACCCUGCCUCUAAUUAACUUAUGAAAGAGGGUGCUUUAAAAAUCAAUAAUUGGGAAAUGGCAUUUCUUACGAGAUCCUAAUUAGGUCUUCUUUAUGGUAUAAGAUUUGAAGUUUUAUAUUUCCAAAUAAAACUAUUCAUUGAAACAAUUCAGAAUUAAGAAUUGAAUAAUUUCCUAAAAUUAAAGAUUCAGUCAAAACAAAACUUGAGCUAUCCUUAAGAAUCAUUGGUGAUCAGUCUAAAUACCUAUUUUAACCAAUGGUCUGACUUAUAUAAGGAUGUUUUCAGUGUUAUUAAAAGGAUGCAGUUCCAAAUAAAUUUUCUCCAAAAAGUUUUUUUUUAAACUAUCCAGGUGAAUUUCAAAUCAUAAAAUUGAUCAUUUUGAAAAGUGAAGUAAGAUGCUAUUGUUUGCAAUUUUUGGAAGAACUCGUCCUUGAUAAUAAUACCAAGGCUAUAUUAUAUCUGACCUCAUGUUUAGAAUAUGCAUUUUGAACAGGAUUAAAUACCAGAUAAACUGGAUAUUUUCAUAUAUUUUAAAAAUAUUAUAUUUUUAAAAAAAUGCAUUUUGGGAAAAAUUGCAUUUUUGCUAAAACUAAUCAAUAUUUUAGCAGCUAGGAACAACUCAAAUACCGCUGCUCUUUUUAAUCUACCUUUUCCUUUUAUAAGAGCUUACAAUUAAAACAUUACAGUAUAAUAUUUAUAAUAUGUUAGUAUUUUGCGUAUACUAACAGAUACAACUGCUACAAAUGUAUUUUACAGUACAAUGAAGGUGCUGGAAAAUUAAAGGAAAUUUUCAGUAGAAACUAGUCAGAUUUGAAAAUUACUGCGAUGUGGGUUUUUUUUUGUUGUUGUUCAAGUUUUAAGAAGAAUAUAUGUAACUUGGAUUGCCCAUUGUAGAUUCCAAUUCAGCUAUAAUUAGUCUUGACAAAGUUGCAUGAAAUCAAUGGAAUCAUGUUUGUUAUAGCUCUUCAUUCUGACUCUUUUCACAGGAAUAUGCAGCCUAAUCCUUUGUAAAUUUCACUUUUAAAAGUUCUGCAGUGAACAAUGGGCUCUUUCCCCAAAUAAUUGUACUUACAACUGUGGACUAAAAUUGCAGAUCUAUAUGCUCUAUAAGUUUGGAUAAGGGUGAAGACUCAUCUGCAAAUAGAGUUAUCUAAAAGAGCUUUGGAAACUUCCACAUAUAUUUGACUGCCAGAUCUGGGCUACAAAAAGCCAAAUGAGCUACUAAAAAAAAAAAAAAAAGCUACAAAAAGUCCCACUGGAAGUCAGCAAAAGGAUAAAGAAAACAAAUUCCCUUAUUUGCAACUUAGACAUGGUAGUAAACAUGUAGUAGCAUUAUCUAUUUGCAAGGUUUUGUCUAGCCAUUGAUCCAAAAAUGAAAUGUUUUAAAAAUAGAGUAGCACAGGCUGAAUUCAGAAUUUGUUAUACUUUCAAAAUGUACCAACCAGGUUAUCUUUUACAAACUAAUAAACUACAAAUAGUUCUAAAUUAUACCCUUUUAUAUAUAAAAUAGCAGGAAAAAAAGAAGGAAUAUAAAUACUGAAAGGUUUAGGGGUUUUUUAAAAAGAAAAUCAACAAUAGAGAUAUCAAAAAUAUAAGCCUUUUAUUAUAUUGCAUUAUUUAAUGCUAAAAAGAUGCAAUACCUGUAAAAUAUCAAUGGCUCUGAAGAAAUUCUGUUGAAAUACAGAACUUUGAAAACAUAGUCACCAUAUUGGUUCUUUACAUUGUUAGAAAUGCAAAAGAUUCUGUAUAUGAACAGUUUUGCUGUUUAAUUUAAUGGAAUGAGCACUACAACACAAACGUCUGGAAUCUAUAGGUACUACUACCCCUUCCACUGAAGUGAAUGGUGCAGUCCAAUGGGCAGUCACUACAUCUGAAAAAUACUUUCCCGCAAGUGUUUGAAUUGAGGGGGAGGAAACUUUCUUGAAAAGGAAAGUGACAUCUGAUGUAUGUAUCAUAUUAUUCCCACAGAUUGCAUCAUACAGGGUUGACAAUGCAAAAAGCCCAGGGUAUUUUUGCCCUCAAGCCAGUAAUUCAAUGAUACUUACUUCCUAUUGAAGUGCACAUAUAAAAUACAUGGACUCAACACUGAGGCUGCUGUUCAUCUUAAAAUAAAUGUUUGCCUUCUCCCCUCCUCAGACUACUACUAUUUAAAUAUUUAUUAAAGAAAAGUGAAACAAAGGAAGCAAGUGUGUGCAUUCAGGAACUCACCUGAAGCUACUAAAUUGCUCAGCAGUGCUUGAGAAAUUAAAUGAUUCUUUUGCAUGAGAUUUCAUGAGCUCAAAUAUACUUUAUUGUGUUUGUCCACUUUUGCCACUCCUGGUCAGAAAAUAAAUUUCUGGCAAGAUGGAAUAAUGUCAGGCUUUUUCAAAGAAAGUAUUCACAACUGCCUUGGAAUAAUGCAUUUUUUAAAUCAAAAUAGAACAUAAUGCCAUGUGUUUUCCCAGGAUAAACAUCAAAUCACUACUAUAUAUAUAAAUACUGUUACCAACUCCAAUAUGUAAUACCAGUGAACUAAUACAGAGCAUUCCUCAUUUACACUAUAUUCAUCACUUUCUUAUAAGUAUCACCAAACUGUGGAGAAAUUACUUACUCUUGGAAUCUAGAGUUCAAGUAAUUCUGAAUGUUCUUAGGAGAAUUCUGUCUCACCUCUAGACGUCUGCCUGACAAUCAUAUGAAGGCUGAAACAAAGAAAAAAUUAAAAACCUGGAUGUUACUUUGCAUAUUUUUAGUGAUAAAACUAAUUAACUUACCCAUCAUUUGAGUUCCCUGUCAACUUUGUAUCUGAAUUAAAAUAACCUCUCCCUUUCUCAAACUUAAAGAUACAAGAUUUGAGUUCACAACAGCUGAAUAAUGUUAGAUGCCAUCAAACAUUUACAUUUGGGUGUCUCAUUGUUACUCGAAAUUCUGUAGCUCAGAUCUGGGAGCCUUGCCUAAUUUACUGAGGACAGAAUGAGGCCUAAUUACACAAAGACUGAAACUGAAUCUUGCUAUCUGUCCAAAAACUCAAUUAAAUAUAAAGUACAAUGAGAAGGGGGGAAAAACCCAAACACUGCAAAUUAUUUAUCAAAAAGGGCUGGAUUGCAAUACAAAAUAUCUAUGCUACAUAAGCUUUUCUGCAAGCCAUAUUUCUAUAUUGUAAUCUAAAUGACAGUUACUUUAGAGUAUUUAUUAUGAUAAUGGUGAGCUUUUUUAUUGCAUGAUUGUGCAUUUUUGUAAAAGUAUGCAAGCCAUUAAAAGAAAUAGAAAGUGAAUGGCAAAUAAUCAAAAGCAAACAUUUCAACAUAACCGCUCUUCUCUUUACUAACAAGCUAGCUAUAGCUGUAGGGUGAAAUCUAUAUUUUUAAAAUAACAAUAUUUACUAUAUGGUGAGUAUAUAUCUGUAUUUGUGUUUUUAUAAAAUGUCUUUUAAUUGUCUCCUGCUUUGUAGCCAACAUUUUUCCUACAAAACAAAAGAAAAUGAAAAAAGUAUAUGGUGGAUUUAUGCAAACUAAUGAGGACCAAAGUGAAUUAAAAUAACAACAAAAAACCCAAACCAGGAAUCUAUUAAAUGUUGUAUUCACAGAGAAUUUUAUAAAGUAUUUAUUACUAAAUGUUAUUUUUAACAUUCCAUUUAAACAGUAUUCUUCUACCGAAUCUGUUUACAUUUUUCUGAAUUACUUUGGGAAUAAUCGCCAAGUGGUGAUUAUGCAUCUUUACUCGAGCAAGCCUCAAUGAAAUUUUUUUUUUUUAAAAAAAAAACAGGUUGGCAAUAGUACAUUUUGGUGAAUUCCCCAUUAAAGUUACAGUGCACAACUCUCAGUGUAAGUGUAUGUAAUAUAUAAAAAUAUAUAAAUAUAAAUCUCUAUAUAUAUACUUAAAAGAGUGAUUUUGGAAUAUUGCCAGCAGGAGUUACUCAUCUUAUAUGACUGUAGUUGCUGAGAUAUGCUUCCUGGACUUAUCCAGAAUUCAGUUCUGUUUUCUCUGAUUUUCUUUUCUCAGAGCAGUAUCUGCUUUCUGUAGCAACCAAAAUGAACAAACAUAUUGUUCUUUUUUUGUUUUUGUUUCUUUGUUGAAGGUGUGCAAGGUCUGCUAAAAAGAAAUAACCCAUAUAACUGGAAAGCUAUAUAUUAAAAGCAAGUCAUCCUGCCUGGUGCUUUACUUUUUUUCUAAUAAUUACCUAGUGAGUUGCACUAAAUCAUCUUGUCAGUACUUCUUAUUUUUAUAACUAAACAGUCUUCAGUAGCUUUAAAUUACUGAAGUUUCAUUAUGAAUAAGAUCAGAUUGGCCAACAUAUUGCCAUGAUAGUGGAGACAGGAAAUAAAGAUUUAUUUCUGUUUUAAUUUUAAAACAGUGCCUAGAAAAUGGAAACUAUUACAACUAAUUAGCAACAUAUUACAUUUCAAUUAUUAUUAUUAUUAUUAUUAUUAUUAUUAUUAUUAUUAUUAUUAUUUGAAAAUUGCACUUCAGACAUCUCCCUCACAAUCUCUUUAUUCAUAAAAUAUUAUUCAAUAAUACAUGGUGGCACGCUCACCCUUUAUCACACUAGCUCUGAAAGAAUUUUGCUCUGAGAUUGGAACAGGAAAAACAUUCAACAAUGUUCAAACUUUUCUCCUACUUAUACUUUUUUUGUCUAAGCCGUAGAAUAAGAAAGAAAAUUAUGUGCACAAUAAACCUUACUGGUUUUGUACCAUUUAAAUGGGAAGAGACCCCAUCACAUUUGCAAAUUCUGGGAACAAAUUUGCUGAGAAGUUAAGAACUCUUUGAUGGAAGUUACUAAUGGUUUGUUCCUUCACUUGCUAGGAACUAUAGCAAGUGUGUAAUUAAGGUGUAUAAAUUGCUGUUAUGUUGUUUUCCAUCAGACUGCUCUGUAAAGACAAUAAAGCUAUUUUAAUAGUAGUAGCCAAGUUUUUGAAUCCAUACCGACUUGACUUAAAUAGUAUGUAGGUUUUGGUCUGACUAGAGGUGUAAAAUAUUGUGCGCUAAGAUCACAAUUCCUUCUAGUUCAGCCUUCCCACUGAUAUCCUUAAGAUAUGUAACUAUUGGAAUUUCCCAUAAAUCACAGAAAGGUUUGAUUAACGAGGACAGCAACUUUAAUUUUUAAACAAUCCAAUUAAAAGUAUUGUAUUUAAUUGUAUUUAAAACAAUAAAAUGUGAUAACAAAAAGAAGCUACGUUUACUUUUUAUGUUUCAAUUCAAGUGUAGUUGAGGCAUCAGGCUAGAUAGAAACUAGGAGACCAUGAGUUCUAAUCCCACUUUAGGUACAAACUCGGCUGGGUAACCUUGUGGGCCAAUCAUUUUCUCCAACCCUAAGAAGGAGGCAAUAGCAUAAAAUCAUAAAAACCUUGCCAAGAAAACUUCAGGGACUUAUCCAGGCGAUCUCUGAGAUUCAGAUACAACUGAAUACAAAUGUUUUCAAUGGUUCGUUCAUAUUUGGUUAUUUUAAGUUAACUGAUGGAUGUUUUCUUGAUUUUACAGUCUGCUACGUUGUUAGAAGAAAUACCUAUUUAUCAACACGAAUGUUGGAAGAAAUAAGAUCUGAAAAUGCUAACAUUUUCCUAUCUCUAUACACCACUUAAAUGGGUUAGAAAUGUGCAUCCAGCACGUUUCUGUAAAGCAGAGAGAUAAUUCUCCUGAGUGUAAAUCUGAGUCCUUUCAAAGUUUUCCUUGGAUAAUAUUUUGCUUGAAUCUGUUUACAUAAAACUCAUAACAUGUGGAAUAUGCCAUCUUAGUCUCUUUUUAUUGAAGCAAACAUGUUACAUUAUGUUUUAUGAAGCAACUCUCUUUAAAGAUCAUGAUAUUGCUCUGCCUGUGUCAAAUCAUAGUUUUGUUAUGUUAAGUUUCAAGUCUGUUCAGUGGCAGGUUGUUUCUAUGUAGUUGUAAAAUCAACCAUUAGCAUGGAUUUUAAAAAUUGCAGUAAAUUAUUCUGAUUAUUUUCAAGGGCUAUUUUAUUAU